CUACAAGUCCAAUGAAUGUUGAAUGUAUGGCGUUGUGCAUUUAUCGCUUAGUGGUUGUGAGUUAAAAGACGUCAAAGCUUGUGCAGAUUCGAAUCGAAUAAAAAUAUAAGUUCUGCUGAACAAGACGUAUCAGUAGCUUUUGUAAAUUUAAAUUUUGCCUCAGAUAUGGAUGGCACUAUAUCGGGAGGUAUACUACAUGGCUAGAGUCAAUCGCGUAACAGUAGGAAGGUAACUCUGCUGAACCUAUAUAAUAGAAAAGAAAGAAAAGAAAAUUGUAAACCAUUCAAUUAAAACAAAUUAAGAUUAAAAUUUGUAUUAUCAAUAUAGCUACAAAAACAAAGUUAACUAAGGAUAAAAUCAUGCCAAAACCAAAAAUAGCCAUCCGAGAAAAGAAAGAAGAUUACAAAACUUCUAAUUUUAAUAUAUUAAACAGCACAAGUAAAGUUAUAACUGAACCAGUGCCAGGAAAUAUGUACAUAGCUUUGGAAGAUGGUAGAUUAGUUCCAAUAAAAUCCAGCCAAAUCACACAAAUUGUUUCUUCACCAGGGAAAUUAAUCAACCAAAAUUUACAAGAGGUUUCUACUUCUGGUGAUGAAAUUAAAUUAAAAGAUCUUCCUAUAAAAAUAGCUAAAUCUAUAUCAAUAUCUCCGGAGCUCACAAAGGAAGCUAUGGUAGUACAAACGGCACAGAGAACAUUAUAUGAAAAUAAACCUCAGACAAGCAAAAUUGUUGUAAAAAGAAAAUCUGACAAUGUGUCUGAUAUUCACCCAAAUAAAAAAAUUAAUGAUGCUGAACCUGAACUUUCACAGAAAGAAAUAGAAAAUUAUGAUAUUAAAGCAGUCACAGACCACAUUGAUGUGUAUGAUCUCAGUGAUAAUGAAGAUGAAGAACUAAAUGAUCUUUUUACAGAUAACAACUCUCUUACAGAAAGUGGAGAAGACGAGUACACAACGCCUGAGUAUUUGUAUGAUGAACCACUAGAUGAUGGAAAUGGUGAAGAUAAUACAUUUCUUUCAGAUUUAGAGUAUUAUGAUGAUAAUGAUAGUAAUGUCCUUCAUGAAGAAGCAAAUAGCAAUGUACAUGAUUCCAGACUUGCAAGUUUAGGUAAGCAAGGUUCUGAUGAAGAAAUCAAUGAAGAUAAGAAAGUUAGCUGUGAAAAUCCAUCCAAGCUAACCAUUGCUAAACCAACUGUUAUAUUGGUAAAUACUCCCAAAGCUACUAGACCUGAUGGAAUAUUGAAACAUCGUUCUGAUGCUCAAUCCUCUUUGACGUUGAAAAUUGGUCCCAAAACAUCUUUAAAUAGCAUACAAAAAUCAGUUUCCACUCCACAGUGCUCAUCUACAAGAAAGUUUGCAGGAACAACAAAGAGUACAAAAACAGCAUUUUCAAAAAUUCCAAGAAUUAACGAAAGAUUUCCUGACCUCCCGAUCCCAACAAAUAUAAACCAGUAUGGAGACUGCCUAAAGACAAAGCUGGGAAGAUAUCACUAUGGGCUGACACUAAAUGAUCCUCCUACACAGUUUUUCCAAGGUGUGUUAAAAGGUGCAUCUGGUCAAACGCUGGCAGCCAUGUUUGGGGACAGCCAUCUCAUUUCAAGAUUCGAUGGGAUUCCUCUGGAGGAUCUGAGCCAUUUGGCAAUAGACACAACUUUUAGAGUGAUUCCUGAUUCUACAAUUGGAGUGAAUCAUGUGAUGACAAUCAGUUUGCUCUUUAACAAUCAGACAUAUCCAUUGUGGUACGCUAUCACUUCCUGUUCGUCCACAGAACUUUACAAAAGAAUCCUGAUAGAGUUCCAGCAACAUGCAUUGGACUGGCCUUUCAAGUCUAUUCUGCUCAAUGAUGAUCCAAUGUUAUGUAAAGCCAUACUUGCUGUCUUCCCAGAUAUUGAGCUAUAUGGAUCGUGGUACUUUUACUGUUAUAGCAUUUGGAAAGAAAUAAUAAUAAAUAACCUGACAGAGAGAUGUAAGCAAGACACAAACCUCAUGACUGCUGUCAAACUCCUCAUGGUGGUUCCGUACUUGCCUCCACUAAAGGACACGCCAUCCUCUAUCACCAUGUUUGAGGGGUUUCAAGUGGUGAAGGAUUUCGCUCGAGAGAACAAGUUACCAAAGGAGUUCUUCAGAGUAAUGGACUAUGUUGCUGCGUUUUGGUUCAAUAUUGUGAAAACCAAUAACUUCACAACUUAUGGAAAACAUACAUGCGCCCUUAAUUUUGUCGAAAUCACCCAACUUGCCUUGUUAGCGUAUAUGAAGCCAAAGGGAAAUGUGUGGAAUUUAACACAAUCCUUUCAGUGCGUUGCCAAAAUGACCAGUGCAGAAUUUGACAGAUAUCUGAAUGGCAAACCACCUGUGUUAAAGAAGAAUCGAGGAAGAAGAUUCAAUGUGCGGAUUCGCCAGAAUAUGAAGAGGCUACAGACAGGCAAUUACAAUGUGAAGAAAUUUCUUGAGAUGUCCAUCAUAUACUGUGAGGAAAUGCUGGACAUUUUUCUUCACCCCUUAUAUCCGACCUCUUUGUAUGAUAAAUCUAACUAUAUACACACAGAAGGGUGGAAAAUCAAAAUUAUUGAUAGCUAAACUUUCAAACUGAUAAUGAAAAGUCAGUAAAUUGCUAGUGCUACAGACCACGCUUGACCGCCAAACGUUUCAAUGUCGUAUGGUACAAAGACUGCUACAACAAAAAUGGCCGCUUUUAUAUGCUCACUUAUAUUAUAUUUGGAUGUCCAUCAUAUUUUGUGAAAUUCACUCCUGUUUUGUAGGUUCUCCUUGUAAAGUUUAUAAAAAAUAUUAAUAAUAACUAAUGUAUAAAGUGUUAUUUUUUAUUUACAUUAACUAUGCUUUUAGACUGUGUAUAAAAUUAAAAAAAUAUGUUCUUUCUUGAGAAAAAAUAAAUUAUAACAACAAAAAUAGCUUGCAAAAAAGUAGCCACGUAUUUUAGAAGUAAUAUAUUUACAUUUUUGUGGACGUAUAAAUAUAUGCAGCUAAGAGUUUAUAUAUAUAAAAGGGUGCGGCAGAAAGAACUCCCCGAUUUUAAAGCUGCGCUGCUUUGAGCGGGAAUGGUGUAGAGUGGUGGGGGUAGUGUUUUUCAUCUGCUGUGUACGUGCUAUUGUCAGUGCCAGCUAUGGCUUGGUCAGGUAUCUAUCAUGCUUUCGUCGUCGAUGAGUUUAUUAAAAAUGGUGGUUCACCGAUAGCUACACAGUGAUAAAAAAGCGAUUUACACGUGGACUCGAAAAUUUAGAGAAACAAUUUUUGCGUUAAAAAGAAAAUCUCCUGGCCAUCUCAUACUGCAACCGGACCCGAAAAUGUCACUUCGGUAAGAAAAUCAAUUUAGCAGUCACGACGGCACUCAGCAUAAAAACACGCGACAGCCGUGAUCCUACACUUGUUGGAUCUUAUAAAUAUAGGUCAAGAAAUGUCUUCUUUACCCACUAGCCACCAAUAUGUAUUUUUUAUAAAAAUAUCUUAAAAACUAGGAAGCUAAAGAUACUAAAUUUGGCACAUAAAUACAAAAGUUAAGAGAAAAGUUAAAAAAAAAACAGAGUUAUUUUCUUUAAUAUUAACAACAUGGUGUCUUUAAACAAAUUUUGAAAGUCAAAUAACAAAAAAUCCAGCAUAGUUAUAAAAAUGUACCAGGCAGCAACUAUUUGAACAAUUUAAUUACAAUUCUAACGGUACUUAUUCCAACGAAAUCCGUCAAGAAAUAAUCGAGUACGACUACUUUAUAGGUACGCUUGCUCAAGUCGGGAGUAGCAAACAUUUUGUCUUUUGAUAGGCAUCAAUCGUUUUACAUAAGUAAUACAAAUUUUACAAGAUAUGAACUAUUUUUCAACAUAUCAAUUCUAAUGGUACUAUUUUCAAUGAAAUCCGACAACGCUUAAGCAAGCACGGCUACUUUAAAGAUACACAUGCACAAGCCGGGAGGUACACAAAUAUGUCAGAUGGGAGGUAUCAGUUGUUUGUUGCUGCUGUAUACAAAUUAUUAUAUACAUAUGAAUAAAUAUAUAUAUAUAUAUAUAUAUAUAUAUUACUUUUUAUACUAUUUAAACAAACAAGUUUAUGUUUCAGAUGAGAGUAAAUUUAGACCUAUAUAUGAUAUUCAUCUCAAAUUAUUAUUUAGAUGAAUAUUAAUUCAUCUAAGUAAUAUGCAUAAAUUAUUUAGAUUAAUAUUAUUAAUUUAAAAUAUUCAUCUUUUCAUACACAAUAUAAAAUAUUCCUUCAGUUCAGUAUACAUAGUCUUAAAAUAAUAAAACAAUAUUUUAGCUUAAAUCUUUUUUUAUUUGGGUAUGAAAAGAUUUUAGACAUGUCUUAUUAUUUUAAAAUUUAGUAAAUAUUGCAGACGGAUUGUUUUUUAAAUUACAGUUUAAGAUAUAAAUCAGUUGUGGGUAAAAAAUGUACCGUUACAUAAUUAAAAGUUUACAUGAUCCUACAUUUACUAAAUCUUAGCCACUGUACUAAAUGUAAUAAAGAUGAGAACAAGUUGUGUAUAAAUGUGUUCAUAAUUGUAUAAUAAGAAAUCUGUAUACUUUGUAUAUAUUCGAUUUUGUAUUAAAACAUAAUUCUGUACA
This is a messenger RNA of Homalodisca vitripennis (glassy-winged sharpshooter), 4561 nucleotides long. RefSeq lists its product as uncharacterized. The coding region runs from base 360 to 2573 and encodes 737 amino acids. The transcript has 6 exons. The record is from RefSeq and is a predicted model, not a curated record. Lineage: Eukaryota; Metazoa; Arthropoda; Insecta; Hemiptera; Cicadellidae.